CUUGCAAGGCGAGCAUGUUCGUACAUCCACCCGGGAUUGUCCGCAAAAACAGGAGGAAAAUCACUGGCUUCUCGAGAAGCUUUCCUUUCCCACGGUGAGAGGAUCGGGUUCGCGAAGAAUCUCGUCCUCAGGACUAAACAUUUUCAAAAUAGAUUAUUAUACAACAUGGACGCGUUGAAAUCAGCCGGGCGCGCGAUCAUUCGCAGUCCGAGCCUGGCAAAACAGUCAUGGAUCUCUGGAAAACACAAAAAGCUGCCAGAGAACUGGACGGACACGCGGGAGACUCUGUUGGAGGGUAUGGUCUUUCAGCUGAAGUAUUUAGGCAUGACGUUGGUACAGGAACCCAAAGGAGAAGAGCUGUCAGCUGCAGCUGUGAAGAGAAUUGUUGCUACAGCUAAAGCCGGUGGUAGAAAGCUUCAGAAGGUGACGCUGAAUGUCUCACCUCGAGGAAUUGUUCUGUAUGACGGUGUAUCAAAUCAGUUGAUAGAGAACAUAUCCAUAUACAGGAUAUCGUAUUGUACAGCCGAUAAGAUGCAUGAUAAAGUGUUUGCCUACAUCGCUCAGACUCAAGGCAGCGAGACGUUGGAGUGUCACGCAUACCUUUGCGCUAAGAAGAAGGUGGCUCAGGCCGUGACGUUAACAGUGGCACAGGCUUUCCGUGUGGCGUUUGAGUUUUGGCAGACUGCUAAAGAAGAGAAAGAGAAGCAGGUGAAGUGUGUAUCAGAUGAAGAGGCAGCGAGCAGCUCUCAGUCCGAGAGUUCAGCCAGUCUGGGCAGCAUGAAAGGCGAUGUGGCCAUUGGGAAUCUCCUGGACCUUGAGGCUGGGGGAAAAAAUCACUCAGGACAGAACCACAUGCACCCUGCACAAAACCUUAGCACAGAAAACAACAACACUGUAUGGGAGCUGGAUGAUGGUUUAGAUGAAGCUUUCUCCAGCCGCAGUCUGGAUAGUUUUGAGUCCAACACAGACUCGCUCAGUCUCGCACUAACCCCCAGAUGCUGGACAUUGGGGUAAACCCUCAAGACUAUAACACAGAGGAGUGCUUGUCGCCUAGCAACUGGGACAAAGCUGAUGUCGAGGCUGCCGACGGCGAGGAUGCGUUCGUAUUCGGAGAGACAAUUUGAGGGUGAGGGGCGAAGGGGAACGAGUUGAUGAAUUUACACAAAGGGAAUCAACCUCGCCGGUCAUCUCAGUAGCGCCAUCCAGUGGCUAAAGCUGCAUCCAGCUAGUUAAGAUGAGGUUUAGUAAACCCAAUGUGACUUCAACAAGAGCACAGACCAAAGCAAUACAGUAUAAACACAUUGUAUUUUUCAAUUACGUUUGUGUUGACAUUUACGUUUUAUAUUACUUCCGUUGCUAUGAAUUACUUAUAUUUUAGUUUUUUAAUGUUUUUGAAUACAACGCGUGUGUGUGUGUGUAUGUAUGUACAGUAUAUGAAAAUAACUGUAUUAUAUCAAAUCAUUUAUUAUUAUUAUUAUUAUUAUUAUUAUUUUUAAUGGAUUUAAGCGCUAUCUUUGCGAUUCUAUGCAGUGGAAUGUCAGAUACAAUUUGUAAAGUUUAUUUAGAUCAGCGCUGUCUGAUCUUUAGUCGAGACUGUGGUUUUAGGUUUGUGUGGUCGUUUAAAGAGCUGAAUUGGUGAGGAUUUUUUUAUGCUGCAGUUGCCUGCUCUUGAACAUAUGACAGAAUUAUAAAAAUAAAUUUUUAAUGAGUUCAUAAAAAAUAGUUACAUGAACAUGAUGGCAUAACACGAUAGACAAAAGCAGGGUAUUUAUAUGAGAAAACCUUAUUUUUUGCUAUUAAACUGUAUUUUUGCACUGUUUGUCUUUUUACAGCUUAUGAUGUCUUUUGAGGUCAUCAAGAUGAUUACAGUUUUCUGCUUGUUUGCUUAUUGUUAAUGUUUCAGUGUGUCAUUUGUACUUCCAGAACAAAAAUACCGUGGUAAAACCAUGGUUCAGUAAUGUUAUCUGAUUGUAAUACGGUACUUUUAUAUAUACACAGUGGUAAUGUUUAAUUGCCAUUUACUAUGAGGUAUUUCAAAAACGAUGCACUGUAAAAAUAAUGCAGCGUGAAGUUAAAACAACAUCAAUUUUAAUUACUAUUUUAAGUUUUGACCGGUGAUGAGUUGAAAUUGUUUGAAAACUUGUUUUCUUUUUAAGAUAAAGUAAUAUAAAAUUUAUGUUGAUUUGACAAAAAUGCUGAUUUUUUUCACAGUGUGGUGUUUACCAUUAUGGCACUGUCCAAAAAUAUUUGUUGUCACUUUACAUUAUCAUAUAGCCAAAUCAUACCUGGAAUACUUAAUGAAAACAGUAUAUAUAAUUCUCACCUAAAAAAUACUCAUGUCAAAACAAAAAUAAUAAUGAGUGAACUGACUGAUAGAGGAUGUAACACUGUGGUUUUGCUUUUUAAUGUGAUUAAAUUAUAGGCCAAAGUAAUGCAGUCAGUUUUUUCUGGUUUAAAGCUUGUUCGCUCUCAGUAAUUAUUUAGUUUGUCUUAGAGUCGUUAUUGGACUUUGGGAUAUAUUUUUCAACAUAUCACAGUUUGCAUUUGUCAUUUCAUGUUCAUGGGUCUAUUAAAAGUAUAAAACAUG
Paramisgurnus dabryanus is the source of this 2587-nucleotide messenger RNA. RefSeq names its product low density lipoprotein receptor adaptor protein 1b (gene ldlrap1b). NCBI's taxonomy places the organism in Eukaryota, Metazoa, Chordata, Actinopteri, Cypriniformes, Cobitidae. Gene Ontology annotation, cellular component: early endosome. The record is from RefSeq and is a predicted model, not a curated record.